This is a messenger RNA of Fonsecaea monophora, 2784 nucleotides long. RefSeq lists its product as hypothetical. The record is from RefSeq and is a predicted model, not a curated record. The transcript is spliced from 4 exons. NCBI's taxonomy places the organism in Eukaryota, Fungi, Ascomycota, Eurotiomycetes, Chaetothyriales, Herpotrichiellaceae. Gene Ontology annotation, molecular function: transcription coregulator activity. Gene Ontology annotation, cellular component: mediator complex. Gene Ontology annotation, biological process: regulation of transcription by RNA polymerase II. Bases 1 to 2784 code for a protein of 927 amino acids.
AUGACGGUCUCGAAGUGGCUCACUCUGACUCGUCAAUGCCUGCUUCGUCGAAUCUCUGUGCAAGACUUCGGCAACUUGCUGCGGAACCAUGACGGUGAAAUCGAUGGCAAGCGAUUAUUUGGGGCCCUGGUUGAAUGUCGGGAAUCUUUCUGCCAGCCAGGAGAUCCUCUCAUCUCACUUUAUAUCGACUACAUUGCAACCGCUGGAGUUAUCGUCAUAUCCGACGCACUGGUUAUCCUCACAAAACGUUGGAAUGGAACAAGGUCCCCAGCCACACAAGGUGCACUUGCAUGCUACAAUGACACCCUGCAAGAUUUGACCAUGGUGAUUGUCUCCCCAAAGUUCAAGACCGGGGCAGCUGAAGCACGCCUAGCUCUACAGAUCUCGUCAAGAUGGCUUUCUACUUUGGCACGACAAGCAUCACGAGGAGAUUCUGAGCCACCAGGAAUGGAGCUUAGCAGCACCAUCGAAUUGCUCGCCUUCCUCAUGGCAUCUAUGACCGCAACUGACGCUGGACUCGAAUCUUUAUCCAUUGCCAAGAGCCUGGAGCAAAAGGAGAAAUACGUGGCUGUCGACAACUUACGCACUCUAGUGAAACAGGCCUUUGAGCUCUGCUUGCCAUUAUAUUCUACGCUCUCUUCUCAGCUCAUGGAGCGGAUAAACACAGUCUUGAAACAUAUUAACCUCCUGGAUGAUGGCUCGGCGCAGCCUGGCAAUGCCCCUGCCCCUGCUUCCGAGAUUCAAGCGCUUCAAUUUCAAGUCUCUAUCGCAGAUAGCCAGUUGGUGGCUUCCAAAGCUGGCACAAUACUUUACCUAGAAAGUCUUCUCUUUGCAGGCUCAACUAUCGACGAUGGAGGGACAGUGCAUUGGCUUUCAGCGCGCCAUCAGAAUGAUUACCAGUCAAUGUUCAUCGACGUCUUUACGUCCUCCUUUUCCAUUCUCAAAACCCAGACCAUUACUCCUGGCAGAACUUUAUGCAUGCAGCAGUGUCAGAUUUUCAUUCAGAACAAACUUCCAGCACUUCUGUCAAUGAUAUCGGCCUCUUCAUUCAACAGUUUCAAUACCGAACGAGCCAUGACCGACUCAUGGCAUCAGGUGGUGUCUUUACUUUCGUCACAAGACCUUCUUUUGACGGGCGCUAGGCUGCUGCACGUCUGUACUUUGCAUCACUUGCUCCCGGCACAAAUCGCAGUACAGCUCGUUGGAAACGAGGAUACUUUGAAAGGACUGAGCAAGGGCUUGUAUGCUAAGGAUGACCUCGUGGCACAAGUCCACGCAAAUCCUACGAGAGGACCCAAACUUGUUGAGGAAUUGACCCGCAGCGAUGGAAGUGCAGGCUUCAUUAGUCAAGCGGUUGUUGAGAUCUCGCCAAUGCUAUACUUCGGAGACCUACUACGAUCAAUUGCAUUGCUCUAUUCGUUCGUCCUGACUAUUUUCUCGGACCACUUUGUGGGCUCUUGGACGAGUGGCGAUGGGAUGAAAUACAUGGCACAACCGGUGUACGAUGAUUUUGGGGCCAUCUUUCUGCUGAUUUUGGUAAGCAGAGAGCGACUAGGGUUGUCAAACUCAAGCUUGGGUAUACGAAAGAAGGAUGGAUUCCUAGCUCGAUAUCUAGAGCAUGAGCAUAACGAAGAGAGCCUAGAGAACCUCUCUGAAGAAAGGAAACUGCAUUUGGGAAACUGGAUCAACGCUCUUUACUUGGCUGAAGGCCUCAGCGAUGAACUGUUCACAAACUGCAGUCCCCACGACUUCUACCUCUUGAUUCCCACUCUCCUCCGACAAUCGAUGACGGCUCACCAGCAGGGAAAGCUAACUCAUGACUCUUUACAAGCCGGCUUGGAUUAUCUCCUUGAGCCUUUCUUGCUCCCUUCCCUGAUAUCGGCGAUGGAUUGGGUCGCAGAGGUUUUCCAGCAUGAGCGCAUGGUUGCUGGAAAGGUGUUGGAAGCUCUAAUAAAACCACCAGGGUCGUUGGAGUCUCGGGAUAUCCACAACACUAUAUUGACAUUGUGUGCGCCGAGGCUGAAGUUGCGCCUGAAGACUAUUGGAGCACAAGACAGCGACGUCGACUCCAUUCUCAAGACCCUGGACCAGUGUCCGGACUUUUCGUUCGUCUCGGAGCGAGAACGAGAGACACCGAAUCCAGGGACCCUCAACAUUAUACAACAUUGCCUGGCAAAUCUAAUUACUUCCACAACUGCUCUGGACAUUGGGGAGGCGCCUCCUUUUGAGGACAUUUCUGCCCUCGUGAGCCGAGCCGUGGAAGUUCAUGGACCCCAGACGACCCUGCGGGCAAUCGUUGGGGUGCUUCUACAACUGAGCGACAGUCACGUAUUCCUUUAUGCUCUUGAUGCACUCACAACCGCAGUUUGUAUGGCUGGAAACGGGCUUCACGACGCCUUGCGCUUACAAUACCACGACCUGGGGAGUCUCUUGAAGAGCGGGGAAACUCUCGCUGCUGAAGGGGUGGUCCGUCUAUAUCGGCAAGUUGAAACAUACACGAAUCUUCUUGCUGUGCCGGACAUGGGCUUAGACUCGUUCAACUUUUCCCAGCAACUUACAAAUAUGGAUACGGCCGACCCCAAUCUCGACGCUGCUACUGCGGUGUCGGGCGGAAUGGACCUGCAGACAGAUCAGGGCCAAGCUGACGGAAUUGAUCAGGUGCUGGAUGAAGUCGCCGCGAUGGGAAACCUAGACUCCAACGAUGCAGACAUGAGCUUUGAUGCUCUCUAUGACCUUCAGGGAAAUGAUAUGGAUCUCAAUGACUUGGAUUUGGACAUGUUCUGA